This is a messenger RNA of Toxoplasma gondii ME49, 4338 nucleotides long. Its product is annotated as Vps53 family, N-terminal protein. The coding region runs from base 846 to 3932 and encodes 1028 amino acids. Gene Ontology annotation, cellular component: GARP complex. Lineage: Eukaryota; Apicomplexa; Conoidasida; Eucoccidiorida; Sarcocystidae. Gene Ontology annotation, biological process: retrograde transport, endosome to Golgi. The transcript is spliced from 7 exons. The record is from RefSeq and is a predicted model, not a curated record.
CUUCGCGCCGUUUUAAACCAGUUCGUUACCGCUCGAAUGCGUGAGGAGACUUGGGGGGGAGAGGGGGACUCUGGAGAACAGGAGUGACGGCGACAAAGGCGCGUCUCCCAGCUCGGUGUCUUCUUCUCUCUCGGGGCGUUGGGUGAGUCGCCAGCCUCCGCUUUCCAAGUUAAAUCUUCUUCUCACCGUCCUGCACCUCGUCCUCUUCUCUUUUCUUCUGCUCUCUGCCCUCCAACUCAACGGCUUUCUCCACCAUUCUUCGAGACGCUUUCCGUGGGCGCGGGGACAUACGGAUACAACAUUCUUAUAUACACAUCAUCACAUAUAUAUAUAUAUAUAUAUACAUACUUAUAAAUAUAUAUAUAUAUAUUGUAUGUAUAUAUGUCUAUAUAUUAUUCAAUUUAUUAUUUGUGUGCAUGCAAACGCGAGUGCUAGAAGAAGCUCAAUCUAGCCUGCGUGGACAACUAGGAGUCAUGUCGGAGGCGUCCGCGUUGGCGCGCGUUGUGACUGGCGAGGCCUUUCUUCCAGAGCCUUGCCCAGGUGACUCCUAGAUGUCAAAAACGGUUUCCAGGAGAAAUCGCGAAAGUGGAUAAGAAAGCGCUCGCGGCUUUCUUAGCCAGCCGCGCGCCUUCCGGUGUCUGUCCACCCGGCUUCGCUCCCUUCUCGCACAUCUUCCGAAUUCGGAUCUCGGUCUCUUCCCGCCACAUCGCUUUUUUCUUCUCUUCGCUGAAGAGGCGAGAACUCGAGAAGUCCCUCCUUUUUGGUAGCGCCCUCUUCCUUCUUGCGUUUUCGCGUUCUCAGGUUUUUUCCUCCUCUCCUCUCUCUUCACUGUCCGGUCCUCCACGAUGGCUGCGCCGGCACCCCCUUCCUCUGUCUCUCCUCUCUCUGCUCAGCCUGACUCUUCCCCGACGCCUCGCUCUUCUUCUUCUCCUCCUCCGCCUGUCUCCUCUUCUCCUCCUCCGCCUGUCUCCUCUGGCUCUCCUCUUCCUCUCUCAUCAUCUCCUUCUCUUCCUCUCUCCUCUUCUCUGCCUUCUUUGGCGUCUGCGCCCUCUUCCGAGGUUUUGGAGGCUUGCAUUCAGCAGCUGAAUGAAGAGUUUUCGACUCUAGAGUCGCUCUCCUCGCUGGACUCGAAAAUCGCUUCGCUCCAGUCCUACCUCAGGGCGCUCGACCAAGACAUUCUCAUCGCCGUGCGAGAGCAAGCUCGGCGCUCGUCCUCCUCCUCGUCCUCCUCCUCGUCUUCCUCCUCGUCCUCUUCUUUGUCUCUGGAGGCGUUGAGAGGCAGUGUGAAGGCGUUGAUGUCGACCUUUGAGGCGAUGGCAAGGCGCGCGGAGGCGAGCGACCGGCAGGUGGGGAAGAUCUGUGCGGAGCUUCAGCGUCUCGCGCUCGCGAAGAAGAACCUGACGACUUCGAUUUCGACGUUGAAGAAGCUGGUGAUGGUGGUUUCGGCUCUGGGCAAACUGCGAGUUGCGGGGAAGACGCGGCAGUACGCUGCGUGCGCGCAGCUGCUUCUCGCGAUCAAGAACUUGGAGGGUGCGUUCGAGCCGUACCGAGACCGCGUGCCUCGGAUCGGCCUUCUGCUGGGCGAGAAAGACCUGCUCUGUCGCUCCCUUCAGCAGCAACUCAUCGAGGACUACCAAGCAGUCUUUGAGGAGGACGCCGCUGCCCCCGCGUUCUCCCGCUUCCGCGGUGAGCGCAGCUCGAAUCCCUUCGCCACUGGGGCAACCUGCGCCGGAGAGCAGAGCAGCUUCUCGCCGUUCGUCGAGGACGCGGACGAGGCGUUGCUGGACUCGGAGCAGCGCGACGCGCUGCGGGAGGCGCAUCUGGCAGUCGAGGCGCUCGGUCCGACUGUCGUCCGCGACGUCGUCCAGCUCGUUUGUCACUCGCUGCUCUUCAACUACACGCGUCUCUUCAGACCUGCGGGCGCGGCGGUGCGCGGCGACAAUCCGUUCCUCGAAAAGGGCAAGCAGGUAGCGGAGUGUGACGCCGCCGGUCUCGAAGUCAUCGACCGUCGCUUCGCCUGGCUGAAGCGCACCAUGCGGGAGUUCGAGGCGAAGCACGAGUCUCUGUUCCCCGCGAGGUGGAGAGUCAAAAUGCACCUCGCCACUCUCUUCUGCCGCGUCACGAAACAACAUUUGGUCGACUUGCUGAGUUGUUCGCAACACACCGUCGACCCAGUUCUCUUGGUGCGUCUGCUACACAAAACGGUGGAGUUUGAGCUGUCUCUGGACAUGAAGUUCCGGAACGAGGAACGCUCGCUGGAACUGAUGAAGGACCUGGAGGACCGGCAGACCUCUCCCGCGUCCUCGGCUGCGGCUUCGCUUCAAUACUACCAUCACAUCUUCCCCGCCGAUCGGCCCACUGCUUCGGCUUCUCUUGCGUCGCCGGGCAAUCCGUUCGAAGCAGAGCUGCAGGCCGCAGGGGAUUCUGGGCGAGAGGAGGCAGAGUGCGUCGACGCGUUUCAACUCGCCAGUUUCCGCGGACUUCUCUCGAGCGUCCUCGAUCCCUUCCUUUUCCGGUGGGCGGAGUUCGAGGAGCAGCAGCUGCUGGACUUUUUCUCUUCUGCUCUCGUCGGAGACAAAGUUGUCGCUCACGCGUCCUUCUCCCCGCGGAGUCUCGACGCGCUGCUUGCCGGUGACGCAGGAGGGCAGGCGCAGGCAGCGCGGACGACCGCAGUUGGGCGAGGACGCAACACCCGGGCAGAAGAGAAGGACGAGGAGGAAGAAGACGAAGAGGAGGAGGAAGAAGAAGAGAGUCACGUGUGCAUGUUUGGGUCCGCAAGCGAGAUCUUGAGUGCAUGCAAAAAGCUGCUUGACAAAGCGAAAGCCGUCAGCAGAGCCCAAGCCAUCAAAGAAAUCGCAGGCGUCUUCAAACGCAUCUUCAAGAAAUAUGCGAAUGUUCUACAGACCAGGCUUCCUUCGGGGAAGCAGCUUUCGUCUCCACCUGGACUGAACGACGUUUCAGUUCUUUUCGCGGGCUCUGGGGAGGCAGGGACGCUGUGGGGGCCUUCGAGUCUCUGGUCCUGCAGCGUCUCUGCAGCGUCUCCGUUUCUCCUGGUGUGUGCCGCUGUGGGGACUAGCGUGUACAUGCACAACUCCAUUUCUCAGCUCCGAGGAACUCUCUCGAAGGCUCUUGCAGAGGCCCACGGACAGGAGAGCGGCUUCGGGGAAGGCGGCGACGCUGCGCUGGGCAGGGAAGCCAGCAGCGACGCAGGCGAAGGCCCCCAAGACCUGGACUUCGUGGAGGAGAAAGACCUUCUUUGGAACAUCCAGGCGAGCUGUGUGAGUCUCCUCGUUUCCUCGUUCUCUGGCGUGAUCGCGGCGUCUCUCUCUCACAUCCAGGCGGACAACUUAAAGAAAGCUGCUUUGCUUCCGGAGAGCCAAGGGAGAAAACGAGACGGUCCGAACUCAAACAUCGUCGCGCUUCGGCGAAGCCUGAGACAUGGCAUGUGCGUUGCGAGUCUCUUCCUCACGGCGCCUCUCUGUCGAUUCGUUUGGGACAAGCUCGCACAAGCAGUGAUUUGCAAGUUCCAUGGGGCACUGGAGCAGCUCAAGGCGCUCACGCCGGUCGCUGCCGAGGCUCUCCUGCGAGACGCCGAAGCCCUCCACGCUGCUCUCCUCGACCUUCCUGCACAAACGUUUCUCGAAGGAGCCGACGCUGGGAAAAACACCAAACGAAAACUGAGAAUGCCUGCAGGGUACGAGAAAUUCGUUUCUCGAGAGAUGGAGCGUGCAGAAGCUGCUCUGCGCGUUGCCGCCUUCCCGCCGGAGGACGGCGCAGCGCCCAUGGCUUUUGCAGGUGCGUCUUCUCUGCUUGGGAGAGCUUCUUCAUCAACGGCGAAGGCAGAGAAUACUGUGCUCCUCCCAAUGAAAGAAGCAAAGAUUUUUGCCGCUGCUUCGCCUGCUCAGGCGUCGUCUUCUUCACCCUCUUUUUAAUCGUCGCAUAUGCCUCGUCUUUCUCUUGUCUUAACGUUCGUCCUCGUCUUUCUGUUCGUCUUGUAAAUCUCGUUCUUGGCGUUUUGUGCGCUUCCCCGGAUGGGGGAUAGAAAGGAGGGAAGGCCGCAGGCGGAUGCUCGACUGACCUGAGUCUGAGAGAUCUGGCGAGUAGUCGUUCUUUUUCGAUGGCUCUCUUCCUGAAGUCCUUGCACAGAGUUAGUGACAGCAUUUUUUUCUCCAUCUGUUUUUCUCUCGGAACACCCGAGGAGACGCCGAGGACAAAACAGCGAUUUCACAUGUAUUUGAUGGUGAGAGACGAAACGCCUGUGACGCAUGUAUCUCAUUUAUGCAUCCCUACCUAUGUCUCGAAUAUACUUCGAUAAAGAUUCGUAUUCCUAAAUCGGCA